Molecule: messenger RNA, 603 nt
Organism: Symbiodinium natans
Lineage: Eukaryota; Dinophyceae; Suessiales; Symbiodiniaceae
Source: the annotation of a GenBank genome assembly
AUGGCGCCCACGAAAGCAAACGCCAAGACCUGCGCCACACAGGAGAAGAUGGCAAAGACGGAAAUCUGCAAGUUCAACAGCAUCGGCAAGUGCAAGCGUGGCGCACAAUGCAGCUUUGCCCAUGGCACAGACGAGCUUGUUCCCAAACCCGACUUGUUCAAGACCAUGCUUUGCAGGAAGUGGGCUAAGGGCUCCUGCAACUUCACCAACUGCACAUUUGCACACGGUGAAGAUGAGCUGCGCGAUGCCAAGCGGAUGGCAGGACUUCGCGGGGCUGAAGUGAACGAGAAGCUUCUUUCUCGUCAGGAGCUGAAAGUCGCCCUGGAGGAGUCCUGUGACACCUGUGUCUCUGAAGCAAGCACAGAUGAUGCCGGCACAGGCAGCAUGUCUGAGGAGCGCAUGGAGGACCACGCCUGGGGUUUGGAGCUCCUUCUCAGUGCACAAACGGCCGCCCUCAGCACAGCAACGCAGGAUGCCGAGGCGCGACCUGUCCUUGCCCUUUCAGGGGAUGCUGCCAGAAUUCCAAUGAAGGUCCUGCCAUUUGGGCAUGCCAAGUCUGGGAAGCCAGAGAUCGUUGCUGGCGGAUGCUGGAUUUCCAUCUGA